GGCUUGCGAUGCGAUGGGGAGCUAUGUUAUGCUAUGCCAUGCCAUGCUAUGCCCUGCCUCCGCCGUCUUGUAGAGCACAUAUGUAGCCUCACAUGUCCCCUCUGCCGCCGUCGUCUCGCCCUGCACCGUGACGGGCCCAACUGUCCUAAUCUACUGCUUGUUUUCAGGCCGUUCCUCCAAUGGCAGUGCCUACUUUUUGAAAUGAUGCUGCUCUCCAGCAGCCUGCCAGCCAGCACAGUUUGCAGCUUGCCAACACCUGCCGCACCAAAAUGCUGCUACCGUCAACCGUUUGCUUCGGCACGGGAGCCAAGGAGGACAAUCCCCCACUGGGUAAGGUCUAGACAUUGCGGGCUGCUCGUCAUGCACAUGGGGGACGAAAACAGAAGAAGGGAGGAGAAGAAGAAGAAAAAAUUGAUGACCAGUGACGACCCCACCGCUCCACUUGUUUGGAGACGCCGGUACAUGUGA
Molecule: messenger RNA, 468 nt
Organism: Periconia digitata
Lineage: Eukaryota; Fungi; Ascomycota; Dothideomycetes; Pleosporales; Periconiaceae
Source: the annotation of a GenBank genome assembly